AUGAAAAAUGCAUUCAAAGCUUUGGCGACUGUUAAACCGGUCUUCAGUGACGCGCCUAAGGACAGCCGGUAUUUAAAUGUCGAAUACUACUUUGGCACCCUCUUCAAGGAUAUUUUGCGCGAGCAUACUCCCCAGGAAGAGCAGCCGGUGAACUUCACCAUACAAGAGGUUCCGUGGAGUAGCUAUUCUGAGGAGGCACCGAGAGAUCUUGUGGAAUUUAUUGAGUAUGCCACUUAA
Messenger RNA from Aspergillus melleus, 237 nucleotides. RefSeq lists its product as uncharacterized. The record is from RefSeq and is a predicted model, not a curated record. Bases 1 to 237 code for a protein of 78 amino acids. The transcript has a single exon. NCBI's taxonomy places the organism in Eukaryota, Fungi, Ascomycota, Eurotiomycetes, Eurotiales, Aspergillaceae.